Messenger RNA from Tachysurus vachellii, 6457 nucleotides. It is a transcript of the gene scarf2, whose product is annotated as scavenger receptor class F, member 2. Gene Ontology annotation, molecular function: scavenger receptor activity. The transcript is spliced from 11 exons. The record is from RefSeq and is a predicted model, not a curated record. The coding region runs from base 531 to 3338 and encodes 935 amino acids. NCBI's taxonomy places the organism in Eukaryota, Metazoa, Chordata, Actinopteri, Siluriformes, Bagridae.
CGCGCGCUCACAAACACACACACUUGGCUGAAAGUCUCUGAGUUGUUGCUCAGGCCAGAAGAGAGCAAGCAGAAGGAACAGAGCAGAAGCAGAAGAACGCAAACAAGUUCUCUAGAUUAACACACGAAAAGAAAGAAAACCAGAAACGCACCUUUUUACCUCCGAUUUUUAAAAGAUGCGGACUGAUUACUGUAUUUAUUUAAGAUCUUUUGUCCAGCAUAUGACGAAUUGGAGGUUCUGAAACUGGAUUUUACAGAAGGGACUCAUUGGAGUACAUAGUUUUCUUUUAUUUGUUUUUCUUGGAUUAUCAAAAUGCGCAUUUUCUUUAGUGAUGUCCAAAAGUCGGCCGACGUUUGGAGCGCAAACGAGAGGAGAUCCUCUAUUGGAGUAAAAACUAUUCUGGAGUUUUGCGUCCAGUACUAGUGCGCUCUCUCCCUCUCUCUCUCUCUCUCUCUCUCUCUCUCUCUCGUUUUCCGGAUCCUUGUUUUUGCAAGUUUUCACGUUUUCCCCCCCUUUUUCUGCGUGAAGGCAUGCGGUGCGCACGGGGCGCGUGGAAGGAUGCAGCUACUUCUGCUUGUACAAUGGAGAUGAAGAGCACUUUAGCAGCCGUGCUUUUACUUUUGUUUGUACUCUUUUGUCCUGCUUGUAGCCAAGAACUCAAUCCGAAAGGACGGAACGUGUGCAGGGUAUCAGAGUCUCCAGGGUUUGCGUGUUGCAGUGGAUGGGCACAACAAGGAGACGAGUGUUUGACACCUCUCUGCGAGGGCAAUUUCACUUGCAAGGAGAACGAGGUGUGUGUCCGACCGAAUGAGUGCCGCUGCCGCCAUGGAUAUUUUGGAGCGAGCUGUGACACCAAGUGUCCUGCUCAAUUCUGGGGUCCCGACUGCAAAGGCAAAUGCACAUGUCACCCUAACGGCAAGUGCGAUGAUGUAACGGGCAAGUGCACAUGCCACCCAAAUCGCUGGGGGGAGAACUGUGAGAAACCAUGCCCCUGCCAGAAAGGCAAGUGUGACCAGGAGACUGGCAAGUGCACGUGCCAUGCCGGUUUUUGGGGUCCGCACUGCAGCAACAACUGCUACUGUAGCCUAAACUCAGUAUGUGACCAGAGCACAGGCCGCUGCCUCUGCUCUCCAGGGUGGUAUGGGCGUAACUGUGGUGCCCAGUGUGCCUGCAACAACUCACCAUGUGAGCAGUUCACCGGGCGAUGCCAAUGCCGUGACCGUCUGUGGGGCCCGAACUGUGAACGCUACUGUCAGUGCGUGCAUGGGAAAUGCAACCAGGCAGAUGGAUCCUGCACCUGCAAACCAGGCUACAGGGGCAAAUUCUGCAGGGAGCCAUGUCCUGCAGGGUUUUAUGGACAGAACUGCAGGAACAAAUGUGGUCACUGUAAGGGUCAGCAACCAUGUAAGGUCACAGAAGGACGCUGUGUUACCUGCGAAAAAGGCUGGAAUGGCACCAAGUGUGAUCAGAUGUGUGCGCCAGGUUUUUUCGGAGAGAACUGCAAAGAUGAGUGUCCACCGUGUAAAGAUGGCCACUUCUGCAAUCGCAUUGACGGGAAGUGCUCCCACUGUAAUCCUGGCUGGAUAGGAGAUCGCUGUGAGGUUCGCUGUCCCAAUGGUACCUACGGGGAGAACUGUGAGAAUGACUGCAGUCACUGUUUUAAUGGAGAAUGUCACUUUGCUACAGGAGAGUGCCUCUGUGAUCCAGGCUUUUAUGGGACUUUCUGCAAUCUGACUUGUGAGUCGGGCCAGUUUGGGGUGAACUGCGCACAAACCUGUCCUUGCCAUGAUAAAAACUGCAACCCUGUGUCUGGAGCCUGCAAUUUGUAUCCUAACCAGCGGAUGGGUGUGAUCGCUGCAGGCACUCUGGUGUCCUUACUGCUGAUCAUCCUGCUCUCUCUGCUCUGCUGCUGCUGUCUCUGUAGCAACAAAGACUGUAAUAGUGCAGACCGGGAAACUUCAACCGGCAGUAAGAAGGCCAAGAGGAUCCUGUGUGGACGAUUUAGCCGAAUCAGCACCAAGCUUCCAAGAAUCCCUCUGCGGAGACAGAAACUCCCCAAAGUUGUUGUAUCUCGCCACGAUCCAGAAAACACCUUUGAUUGCAGUUUCAUAGAGCCCCCAUCUGCCACCGAGCAUCAGACUCCAUCCUGGUCCUCCCAGGAAUCCUUCUCCUCUUUUGAGACAAGUGAAGAUGGCCCAGUUUACUGUGUACCCCAUGAAGAUACCAUAAAUGAGGGCAAUGCAAGACCCAGUCCCAAUUGCACUACAGAAAAUCUUGCGGCUAGUAACGAGGAUGAUGCUGGAGAAUACACCUCACUCAAGGACACAAGAGCAACAACAAAGCCUGUCAACGAUGGAAGCGAGCAGCCACUGCUAAAGUCAGACAGUGAAGGCUCCACAAGUGGGUCAGAGUCAGCUAUCGGAGCUCUUUAUGCCCGAAUUGCCCGUCUCUCUAAGAAUUCCAAAGAGGAGGAGGACAACAGCACAGCUGAGACCAAAGCCAGUGACAAAGCCACAUCCCCUGAGAAGACCAAGCCCCGGCCACCAGAUCCCUCUACGAAACCAAAGGUUUCUUGGAUCCAUGGAACUUCUGGAGCCAUUCAAACAGAGAAGGGCCAGGCACCUUCCCCACCGAAAGAGAAGAAAAGAACCACAAAAGAGGUUUCUGAAAAAGGGGAGGAGAAGCACCGAUCAAAGGAAAAGUCAAGCAAGAAAUGUGAGCAGAGGAAUCAAGAUAGCAAGGUUGAUGGGAAUGAUUCCCACAAAGCCCACAAAGCUUCAGACCCUAUUGAACAUAUCAAUGGAGCUGUCCAGAAUGCUUUAAAGAAAAUUGGUAACUUCCACUCAGAUAGGAAAGGUAGUGACACUACCAAGGAGCCACCCAAGAGUCCAAAGAUCAUGCAUCCUCAUAUAAACUCAGAGGCGGCCACUCUUCUCGCUGCCCAGCUCAAAGAGAAGACCCAGAGCCUCAAUCGCAAUGAAGGCCUUUCCGUUGGAAUCAAACCCAAUGGGGUUUCCACCCCCCAGGCCAACAGGGAGAAGCCCACGCCACCCCAGAAAGCCAAGCGAUCAGUGACUGGAGCCAACAAACCCCUUCUACCAACCUCCAAUAAUCUUCAGAAGAUGAUGGCUCCUGUAACAGACUCUUCCACCCCUGAGCCACAAAGCCCAGAAAUGCAGGCCAUAAACGGGACCCAGAUAGGAGAUGCAGGCGAUGCUACGCCAAAGAAAACACCCAUUAAAAAACCACCUAGGAAGAAAGGCAAGGAGACAACCUCAGAGACAGAACCUAAGACCACUCCAAAAAUGGCUAUUAUGCCACCUCAGAUAGUCAAAUAGACAAUUAAUUUAAAAAAUAACUGGGGCUGACCAUGCAGUGACUGCCUGAAAGGAAUGAAGCCUUUGAUUUAAUCAUUUCUUGUCUCAUGUUCAUGAUAAACAAACCGUUGGAUGACAAUCAGAUGGAAUUUCUGCAUAAUGGGUAUAUUGUUCUGCAAGUGUCUUUUUUUUUUUUUUUUUUUUUAGAAAUCUUUUGAUGUCCAGGACUCGCUUGGAGAAGGAACAGUCACUGGUUAACACAUUGUGCCUUGAAAGGGACAGUUGUAGUGCUUGUACAGAUUUAAACAAAAUUCACAGUUGUAUAGUAGGUGAAAUUUUAUUUUAUAUAAUUUUAUACAUCUGCAUUUACCAAGAUGCAUACCAUCUUCAUGUGCAUCUUCAUAUUGAUUCUGUCUUUCCAUUUUUUUUACGCGUUGUGGAAAAAAAACAUAUUGUCCGCAAUACGAGCAACGUAUGAACUCUUUGCAUAUGUGAAUACAAUGGUACUAUUGUUAGUCAUAGUGUUUGGACACAAGCAGCUCUCCCACAAAUAUAAGACAUUUAAGACAUUCUGUCAUUCUGUUACAGUCUUGUGUUGAUGUCUACAUAUUUCUCACAACUAUAUUUCAAAGUGUAAUUAAUUAUAUCAGGUGAAACUUGUAAAACUUGACCAAAGAUGGCACAAACAUACCAAAAACAUAUGCUAAACAGUUUCUCUCAGCUAUAAAAUGUUGAAUUGUGGCAUUGAUGUUUUAGCAAACAGAUUAGGGUUCGUACAAUGCCUCUGGGACAUUUAUGAAUGACAGAGAAACCAUUAAUACUGCAAUUCAUGCUGCUGUUAAAGAACAUAGAAAGUCAUUCUAUUUGCUUAUCCUACCAUGCUCUUAUUAUUUGAAUCGCUUAGACUUUCUGAGAUGUCUAGGUCAAACUAUUUGUGGUUUUUUUCAGUAGUAAAGGAUUUAAUAGCGGCAUAGAGCACAUUGUGAGGUUUAUGUUGCCUCAGCUCCAGUCACAGCAUAUGGACAACAGACCACGGACUGGCGAGAGAUUGAUAGACGGUGUCGCGUUACAGUUACACAAACAAGUCUGGUGCUUUGCUAGUGGGCGAAAUAUCAGAAAACGGAUUAACAGCCAACAAACUCAGCUAGUGGUUAUUUUUAAAAGUAAAGUUUUUGGUUGUGCUGUUUAUUGGGAUCCACAAUAAUUCCACAUCUGAUUCCCAGGACUGUCAAUCUCUUUACCAAUGAGUGCAGCUUACUAUAUUUUAUGGAUUUAUAAUGUACAAUGUAUUUACAUAUCGAUUUAACCCUUUACACGCAUCCAAAAAUGCAUCAACUGGAUGUGUAUAAAGCAGAGAACAUCAUUAUAUGCCAGUAUCCUCAUUUACAGCAAGUACAAAACAUAUGUCGGUUUGGAGUUCAGUCAUCAAUAAUCGUCGAAGCAUCGUCUAUUCAGGGUAGUACUAUUUAAUCAGUGUUUUUUGUUUAAUUAUCAAACAAGAAAGUUUCUCAUAUAAAUAAUAGGAAAUAAUGAUACUUGAGUAGACAAAUUGAGUCAGUAUAUAAGAAAUAAAACAUUUGGGGUUUGCCGUCAUAGGAAAAUAAGCACUGAUGGUUUGGUGUGAUGUUCCCUAAUGCUGUUACUAUUAACUUAAAGUUUAUUGAAGAUUAUUUCCAUAAAAUAUCCCAAAAUCUGUUUAUAUGUCAGCAAACAGAACACAAAUAAAUUAAUAAUUGAAGAAUGAAUUGUCAGACAUUUAUAAUUCCAUUUAAUAUCAUGGAACAUUCAGAAAACAAGUGGCUUCCUGGUAACACUUUUGUUAUAGCAGCUACUGUAUAAAUACGCUUUCCAUCACAAUCCUUGAUUAUUUCUCUCACUUUUAAGUUAAAAAUAAAACCAAAAAAAAAAAAAUAAAUGCAGCUUGUCAUCUUGAUUUUAACAAGAAACCAGAAAGCCCUCUUGUCCUUAAGACUUUAUCUGCCAAGCGCUGACACUGGAGACUACUUUCAAAAAAAAGCUAAAUAAACUUUAUAAAUAUUUUUUAUGUUUAUAUGACGCAUCCACUAUUCAAAUCCCUGAGUAAGUAGUUAUUACAGAAAGGAAAAUAUAUUAUAAUGAGCACAUUAAUAGAAAUCUGACCAUUUUCACACUGUUAUAGAACAUCCAAAGAUCCACAUUCAAUAAUAAUAAUAAUAAUAAUAUUCGCUGUUUUGUGUUUUUUUAAAUAAAACAUUCUUCAAUUUAGCUAAAUAAAACAACUGAAGCGUAAUCAAACCUGAAAAAAGCUAUUAGUGUUUUUUAAUAUUUAAUAAUAUUUAAAUAUUUCAUGCCUUUAAGCCUUAAAGCACUUGUAGGUUAUUCUCAGAUCAGACUGGGAAUAAACUGAUGUAAUAGAUGACAGUGGCGGAAAGAAGCGUUUUGAAAACUGGACAGUUUUGUAGUUUUAUAUAUAAAUGUAUUGGCUCUGGUUGUUGUGUUGGAUGUUUAAUGAAAGCAAGCAAUAUUAUUGAAAUUUGAUGUACAGUAAGGAUUUUUUUUAUUACCGUCAAUCUUUCUAUUAAAUGGUACAACGAAUUUUCUUUUUUAUAAUGGUUAUUUUUCUACAUUGCAACAUAUUUUGUAAUAAUAUUGUUAUCUAUGUUUGUAAGCUGUGCUUAUAUAACGUAUAUAUAAUAUUUUGCUCUUUCUUUUCGAUUUGUGUCAAAUGAACUGGCUUUCAAAUUUGAUACUUUUUUUAACCCGCUUUUUACAUUCAAGCAUCAGGUACAAUCGUAUACGUAUGAACUCUUUACUUAGAAUGUGUUGUUUUUGUCCUGUUUCUCUGUGGAUGUUAUUGUUUUAAACAGUAAAUCAUAUGAUGCAGAGAUCAGUGAGAGAUCAGUUUCGUCAAUGCUUAAAACCUGAGGUCCAAUGAUUGAUGACAAAGAACAUGUUUUGAUGUUUUUGCCCAGACCCUGAAACUGUCCCAGCUGCAGGAAUAAGCCUGAGACGUGUGUCAGAACUGUUUUGCGCUCUGACCGAGGCCUGCUCUGAAGCACGGCCCCGAAUCGGUCUGGAUCUCUCACUUCGUUUGUUCAGUGUUUGUUGUUAAUGUGUGGUUGUUCAGUUACCUUGUGUUGAAAUAAAAAAUUAAAACAGUA